UCGUCGGCAUCGUACACAACAGCGCACCAACAUAAGAUCAGCAAGAGAUACUGGAAUCGCGCUUAUCGAAGAAGGAACUUUUGAGUUGCAGUAUUCGAUAUUUAUCUCUGUUCAUGUUGCCUUGACUUCACGCUGUGCUUCCUGAGCGUUCUUUCCGUUUCGCUUUCUCAGACCGCAGUAAUCAGAAGCGGUUUCUUCGAGACGUUUACGGCAUGGAAGACGACGGCCUGUUCGACGAGGACCCCGACUUGUAUGAGAUCACGGAUUUUACAACAUCGACGGAAUGGGAAAGGUUUAUUGCUUCAGUGGAAGCAGUAAUUCAUGAAUGGAAACUCACAACAUUAAGGACCCUAGAGCCAUUGAAAGAGGGUGAGCUUUCAGGCACCAACUGGAAGACCUGCUCCGAGGGCAUAAAGUUUGCCAGCUUUGCAUUCAAAAUCACGAGGCAUUACUUAGAAGAAGCUUCAAGAAGCUUAGAGGGAAGUCAACAUCUUGAAGAUGAACCAGCCCCCUUUGCCCUAGAAGAUAUGAUGACAUUAGGCAAUGAUUUUCCACCCAGGGCUCAUUAUUUGGUUCGAUGGUUUGGCUUGCGAGACUUUUUAGUUAUAGCACCAAGCAGUGAAGAAGAAGCUAUCUCAAGUGAAGAUAGAACGAAACUUCUUGUCAGCUCUGUUUCUGUAGCUCUAAAUAAUUCUAAGUGUCCACUGCCAGCGUUUGUGCAGGUCCAUCACCCUCAAGAGCGACUGUGCUUUGGCGUAUGUGUUGGGAGUGGAUUGACUACACACUUUGAGAUGGUACAUCUUAACCAUGUCCCGAAGCCCUGCAGCAACGUGUCUGGCCUCCUGUCACUCUUCAAAGGAAAGCUGUCGUAUGCGUCGCAACAAAGUCCAGCACCUAUUCAAUUGACCAUUCGGUUUACCUACAUGCUGCAAGACUGGUCCCCAGCUUCAUGGCCACAGCUUCCAUCUGAUGUGACUGAGGACUGGUUCGACAUUGGCAAUCUUAAACUUGGGAUAUUGCCAUUCGGUGCCUUGGAAGAUCCCAUCUCGGAAAUGCAGCUUUCUGUUACCUGGCCCUCAGUUCCGGAGGAUGUUGUUGUGGAUAAUGAUGUCUACAGUGAUCUUCGACCAGAAAAUGCUCCCAAGUGGUCAAUCCGUAUGCGGUGGAAAGAAAACCCUGACUGUCUCAUGGAAGAGUACCUGAGGAACUUCUUUGUGGUAUGUCAAAUGACAGAUACACUCGACGAUGUGCUCAAGAUUAUGGUUCAGACGGAAGACUUCUCUGCCAAGGCUGAAAUACUUGAUGCAUUGGAUCGACUGGCACAGCCCAAUGCUCUGCCUUUUCGACUGCCUCAGCUGCCUCAGCCGGAGGUCUCCCUAGAAAGCCCACGUAACAUGCUUCUACAAAAUCAAGAACUGCUCAUUGAAAUUCUGGGCUAUGUAUUCUUGUCUUCAGAUGCCACUCCUCAAGAAAAGAAUGUGAUGGCUGAAUCUCCAGAAGUUGAGUCACCCCCGGAGGCAGACACAAAUACUAAGCUCUUGGAACUGAAGGAAAGCCUGAAUUCAUUGAAGACGACCCAUCCAAACAGUCUCCUUUGGCGUCUAGCCCUUGCGGCAGCACACGUGUACCAUGCGUGUGGGGGCAUCGAAGCACUUGCGCAGCUUUGGGUCAGAGUAAUUGCAGAAAUGCGUUACUACUGGGAAAACAACCUCACUCUACCAAGCCUCGAGCCUGGCGCACCCAACCUGGCUGCUUCCAUUCUCCACCAAAAGCUUCAGAUGCUGAACUACUGCAUCGAAAGGAAGAAGAAACGAGACCGGCGCGCUGCGGACGAGUCUGGCUCCCAGCCCAAGUCGGGGUCAAGCGAAAGCGACGAGGAUAUAUUCUACGAGUGUCCUGACGACGUCGCCGCAGAAGGUGACAGGGGCGAGUUCGGGGACAAUACCGCCAUCGUGGGAAACGGCUCGAAGGAGUGUGCGACAAGCAGCACAGGUGAACAGGAAGCGGGGCGCGAGGGCGUACUGCGGCGGUGUGGCGACAUGACGCUGCUUGGAAGCAGCGAGCCCCUCUACAUUCCUGUCACGCAGGAGCCGGCUCCUAUGACGGAGGACAUGCUGGAGCAGCACGCUGAAGCACUGGUCAAGCUGGGAAGCAACCCCGAAGGUGCUGUGCUGCGUGCGCGCAUGCAGAGCGCCUGCCUCUUCUCCGACAUGGAGGCCUUCAAGGCAGCCAAUCCAGGAGCAUCACUGAGUGACUUUGUGCGCUGGUACUCUCCACGUGACUGGGUUGCACCAUUAGUGGACCAGACAACUGGACAAGUGAUAGAAGAGGGCCACUUGAGUCAUCGUAUGCAGCUACCAGGGAACACUUGGCAGGAGGUUUGGGAGACUGCACGUCCUAUGCCUGCACAUAGGCAGAAACGCCUUUUUGAUGACACCAAGGAAGCAGAGAAGGUGCUGUAUUUCCUCCUGUCACUGCAUCCUGCUGAGAUGGUGAAGCUCUUGAUGCCCAUUUUAAUCCACUGUGCUUUAGCACACAUCAUUGAUCAUGCCCACGAGGGUCCUCGUUCUUUGACAACAUUCCUGGAGCAAACUAUAUCCAAAGUGGCUUCACAACUCAGAGGGAAAGAACCAAAGUAUAAGGAACUUCUGAGCUUGCUCUAUGAAGCCGAAGUAGCAAUCGCACGGUGUGUGAGCCUCCGGAAGAAAUUUAACCUUGACCACGGCACUGCAGACCCUUCAGCCACAUCAUCUGGCAGUGGUGGUUCACACCGUCAUGCUUCAAGUGUUUCUGCACAACUAGGAGGUGCAAGAAACCAGACUGCAAUUGAUGUGAAUAAGUUCGUGCUGGACCUUGUUGACAAUCCAGAGGUCUCAAUACCAGGUGCAGGGAAAGGCUCCGUUGGGAAGCUAGUUUCUCAGCUUUUCGUUGACUCUAUGAAGGAAAACGAUACAGCUUCAGAAGGGGAAGAGAAUGGUGAAUGCAAGUUCCCCAGCCCAGCAGCACGCGAGUACAUUCUACGCACAAGGCACAGUCGGCCCACGCCCGCUGCAAGGUUGACCCCACAACGCAUGUUCUGUGUCAUGGCAGAAAAUGACUUUCGCCUGGCAGGUGCAUUCACCCAUGACACAAUUUUUUACUAAUGUUCCGAGACUACCACUACAUCUUUUUUAAAGUACUCAUGGGUUUCUAACUUUUGGUGUUUAAGCUUAACCUAAUCUCCUCUUGUGGUGUGAUACAGUUACACCUGUUUAUAACAAACCUUCAUAUAACGAAUUCCUCGAUAUAACGAAGUUUCUCUAUUUCCCGCUGUCGCUCCAUAGAAGCAUCUGUAUUUGCGACCUUUAUGUAACAAAGCAACAGCGGGAGACAACCUGGAUAUAACGAAUUUGCCCCACGGUAAAUCUAGGAAUUUUGCUGUGCAUUUUGUCAUUUUGGUACAAGCAUGCAUCUUCCGCAGCUGCCCGGCCACUGACUAAGCGCGAAGUGGGCACGCGGAUCGCGUCAGCGUGAGGCGGGCCUGCACCCCACGAGCCUGCGUUGCAGCCUUUCUCGCCCCUGGGUGUGCCCCCCCCCCUCCCCUACUAAAAAAAAACUACUUUUGCGUGUUGGCAGUGCCAUGCUUUUAGGUAGCGUCACAUAUGUAGGGCCGCGCUGAAUUCGGAGGGUGCUUUACCGAAUAGAGAGAGAGAGAGAAACGUCUUUAUUCACAAAAGCAUGGAGAAGGAGGGCGUGGGAGGAACCCCUAGUUCGGGGUCCCUAGGACGACUCCAGCGACGAGUCGGGCCCGCUGUAUCAGAGCACGGAGGACCUCGCGAGGUCCAUCGCAAAAAGAAUCAUCCCACA
Rhipicephalus microplus (southern cattle tick) is the source of this 3846-nucleotide messenger RNA. It is a transcript of the gene Rab3GAP1, whose product is annotated as RAB3 GTPase activating protein subunit 1. The record is from RefSeq and is a predicted model, not a curated record. Gene Ontology annotation, molecular function: GTPase activator activity. Gene Ontology annotation, biological process: positive regulation of GTPase activity. NCBI's taxonomy places the organism in Eukaryota, Metazoa, Arthropoda, Arachnida, Ixodida, Ixodidae.